Messenger RNA from Physcomitrium patens, 3243 nucleotides. Its product is annotated as mitogen-activated protein kinase 15. Gene Ontology annotation, molecular function: MAP kinase activity; ATP binding. Gene Ontology annotation, biological process: protein phosphorylation. The record is from RefSeq and is a predicted model, not a curated record. Lineage: Eukaryota; Viridiplantae; Streptophyta; Bryopsida; Funariales; Funariaceae.
ACGUAGUAACGAGGGUGUCCCACCUUGCGUGGCUGCUCUUUCUCUGUCGCAUCGCUUCUCGCUGCUCCGAGCCGAGCCCUGGCUAUUGUGUUGUGCUCUGAUGCUGCUGCUGCUGCUGCUGCGCAGUGAGGUCGCCGAAGCGUGCACGAACAUCUACACCUAUUCUCUCCUCUCUCAACUAACUAUUCUCUGUAUCACGUCUCGACCAAGGAUUCCCGGUUUCGAGCCGUGCCGCAUUGCCAACGGCACCACCCUAUGUCGUGUCCCGUGCAGGGCAUGUGCACCUUUACGAAAGGCACGGUGCGUAGGUGUUCCGCAACAAGGGAGGAGGAGCAGCAGGAGCAGCAGCAGCAGCAGCGCACGGUUGGAGCACCUGUGGAAUUAGUGAGGCUUUUCUAGACGCCAUACCGGCGGGAGUAGAAGGCCGUCGGUUGUGGAAUGGAUGCCCUAGCGUGAGAGCAGGAGCGGAUCGUUUAUCCUGAGAAAACCUCAGUGUGACCUCGUCGGACGCCCGUUGCGCCUUGCUCAGAGUUCCUGGAUGCGGCCAGCUGAUUCACGGGGAAAGUCCGUGAUUGUGACUGCUAUUUCUUUUUGUGCGUUUGGCGUCUUCUGUCCGUCCUUCGAUUCGGUGUAAUGUGCUUGGAGUACGUGUGAUUUGUGUGGAUUUUUGUUUUGAUUUUCUUUUCUGUGUGGAGGUGAAGCUGUUUCUGAGUCUGCAGUUUCUUGUUUUUCUUGGGAAUGUUAAACUGUCAAUUUUUACUAUUGUAGUUUCUCGUGCUCGAAGCGUAGAUUCUAAACCGUUCUACAGAAGUCCGACCACUAAUCUUGCAGCUCUCCUUAAGUGCGUCAGUGAGGGUUAGAUUUUUUCCGACAAAAAUGCCUCCGAUGCACUUUCUCGGCCAUCGUAUGGCUUCAUAAACCUUGUUGGUGUCUGGAAGCGCCUUAUUUCUCCUUACCUUAUACGUCCCACGACUGCUACUGUGCUUGUAUCUUCUGUUCACUCAGCUAGCAGCGCCUCCCACCCACAGGUCCUUUGAAAAUAGGUGUUUUAUAGUAAUGUGAUGUAUGUGGUUCAUUAUCUCAGAUUAAGUCGUGACGAUGUUAUGCACCGUCUCUUAUUACAGGUGAAGGUGGUUGUGGCUACGUAGUUUUCGUAGAUUUGAAUCACCCUACUUGAAGUCAUCCUUUGUUCAAACGAUGUAACCAAAGCUACUUGAGAAUUUCAAGUUGAGAGAGAGACUGUUGAAGCCUCCGCUAAUAUGAUUCGGAAUGGCCAGAUGCCUAGACGUGGAUGCGUUUUGUCGAAGCUGCUAAUUCGUAUUGAAUCUUUGAAGUUCAUUGUGGCAUAUGAAUUGUAUAUGUGGACGGCUGAUAGAUUUUGAAUGAAUGCAGAAUAUGGCCGAUGCUGAGUUUUUUACCGAGUACGGGGAAGCCAAUCGCUACCGUAUACUGGAGGUUAUUGGAAAAGGAAGUUACGGUGUUGUCUGCUCUGCUGUCGACACGCUAACGGGUGAAAAGGUGGCUAUCAAGAAAAUUAAUGAUAUAUUCGAGCAUGUGUCUGAUGCAACCCGCAUUCUGCGUGAGAUUAAGCUCCUUAGGCUGUUGCGACAUCCUGACAUUGUGGAAGUAAAGCACAUUAUGCUUCCUCCUUCACGACGUGACUUCAAGGACAUUUAUGUAGUAUUUGAGUUGAUGGAGUCAGACCUUCACCAAGUGAUCAAAGCCAAUGAUGAUUUGACCCCUGAGCAUUAUCAAUUCUUUUUGUACCAGCUACUGAGGGCCCUCAAGUAUAUCCAUACAGCUAAUGUGUUUCAUCGCGACCUGAAGCCAAAGAACGUGUUGGCAAACGCUGACUGUAAACUGAAAAUUUGUGACUUUGGACUUGCUCGAGUGGCCUUUAGUGAUGCUCCAACAGCUAUCUUCUGGACGGAUUAUGUGGCUACAAGGUGGUAUCGAGCUCCAGAGCUUUGUGGUUCAUUCUUUUCGAAGUAUACUCCUGCGAUCGAUAUCUGGAGUAUAGGCUGUAUAUUUGCGGAAGUGUUGACUGGAAAGCCGCUUUUUCCUGGAAAGAAUGUCGUUCAUCAACUGGAUUUGAUGACUGACAUGCUUGGAAGUCCAUCUCCAGAAACAGUCCAGAGGGUGCGAAACGAGAAAGCUCGGAGGUACCUGAGCACAAUGCGAAAAAAACCCCCCAUGCCUUUCGUGCAGAAGUUUCCUAAUGCUGAUCCCUUGGCGAUUCGGUUACUUGAAAGAAUGCUUGCGUUUGAUCCCAGAGACAGGCCUACUGCAGAGGAGGCAUUAGCAGAUCCUUAUUUCAAGGGUUUGGCGAAAGUGGAUAGGGAACCUUCUGCUCAACCAAUUACGAAAAUGGAAUUCGAGUUUGAGAGGAGAAGAAUAAACAAGGAAGACGUGAGAGAGCUUAUUUAUCGUGAGAUUUUGGAGUAUCACCCUCAAAUGCUGAAGGAAUAUCUCAAUGGUUCAGACAACGCGACUUUCUUGUACCCAAGUGCGGUGGAUCAAUUUAAGAGACAAUUUGCUCACCUUGAGGAACAUUAUGGCAAGGGUGGUAACAAUCCUCCCCUUGAGAGGCAACAUGCCUCACUCCCAAGGGAGCGAGUUUUAGAGUUCCGUGAAGAAGCAUCAAAAUAUCAAAGAGAGGAUAGUAAGUUGCAUGACAAGCAUGCAAGUUCUGGUCAGAGGAACGUUUAUUCUCAAAAUUCCUCCAAAUCUCAAGAUGGUUCUGUUGGAAGAGCAGGAAAUCCAGCUGCUUACGUUGGUGCUAAGGAGUACACAGAUCCUCGCCGAGUGUCUAAAACUGCCUCAAUGAGCACCACUAAUUCGUAUUCUGGUUCUAUUAACCCUUACGGCAGACGACACUCUAGCAACAAAACUGAUAGGGAUGAUCGUGAACUCAAUGCCGUGCAGUCAAAGACGGAGUCUAUGGGGCUUGGAGGCUCGCGGAAAGUCCCGGCAGCCCAAAGUGUUGGCCAGUAAUUUACGACAUGGAUCCUUUAGUCUCAACCAUUAUUGUUCUUGUCUUGAAUUGCACAGAUGGAGUGUCCUGGUGGGGGUGACCUGGAGCUCCGUUGAUGUAGUGGCAACGCUUUUGCUUGUAGGAGGGGGGUUAAUCAGAAGCAUUAUUUACAGAAUGUAGGUUAAGUUGCAGUAUAUGAGUUUUAUCAGCAUUCGUGUUGAUCUUCUAAUUAUUUUUUAUAUUUUUAUAUUUUUUCCCCAUAUUUUCCA